This is a messenger RNA of Meriones unguiculatus (Mongolian gerbil), 5188 nucleotides long. RefSeq names its product cilia and flagella associated protein 99 (gene Cfap99). The record is from RefSeq and is a predicted model, not a curated record. Lineage: Eukaryota; Metazoa; Chordata; Mammalia; Rodentia; Muridae. Bases 445 to 2424 code for a protein of 659 amino acids. The transcript is spliced from 16 exons.
AGAGGGCCUCCGGAUCCACCUCCUUGAAUAACAACAGGUCAGCAGGCUUACUCAGCAUGGAGGCCCUCUAACAAAGCCAGAGAGAAGCCACAGUCCAUGAAGCAAUGUCCCAGAAAAUGCUUCCUGGCCUCUUGUGCUUGAAUGUACCCUUAUCAGCAGAGCUAAGUGUCUGGCCUUCUCAGUCCCUGUUAAGAGAGGAAGCCACAUUCAGAGAGAGGGAGGAAUGGCCACUGGGCAUGAAGCCCAUCUAUUGCUCAUUCGGAGUGCAUCAUGAAAUGGGGAGCAGCGUGGGCAUCGGUUCCCAGAAACCUCCUCUUAGCAUUCAAGUCUCUCACCAGGAAGCUCAGUAGAAGUAGCUUGAGUAACCAGAGAAGCAGAAGACCCUAGGAGCCCUCAGAGAGUUUCUCCUCCCAUCUAGCCCUCCAAUAGUAGAGAUCCUUACCGAUGAAAUGGCUCCAGUGGACCAUCUCCAAGGAGGACUCUGCUCCAAAGAUGACCUACUAUGGAAAAUGCAUUGAGACAGUAAUAGAGCACCUUGACAAAUUUAAGCGAGGGAAGGACAGUCCUGAGCAGUUCCUGGAGACGGUAUCCACCUCCUUACAGCAGACUCUGAGCCCCCAGAAGCUUGCCUUUGUUUUGGAUAUUCUGUCUGGCUGCCUUGAGUACCAGAAGUUACUGGCCAUAGUGGUGGAUGCCUUCUAUGUUCGGGACGGACGGCUCUGCCUGUGGGCCGACUACAGCCGCUUUGAGGUGAUCUGCUACCUGGCCAUGUUCCAGCUGGACGAGCUUGGCUUCCAGCUCUUCUGCAGCAUCAUCAAGUCCCAGCCUCUGGCUAAGACUUGCAAGUUCCUCAGGUUCUUCUUUAACCCUUUGAACCUGUGCUCAUGGAUCAAGGACGAGUGGAGCCUCAUCUAUGAAACAAGCCACGUGAAGGAGAACUGGAUUGACCCUCUGAUGAGAUGGCAGCCAGAGGUCCAAGAGCUGAUCAACCAACUGGAGGGAGUGCCAACUGAUCAAUCUCUCUCGAAGACCAAGGCCAAGGCCACAGAGCACAAGGAAUUCAAACUGACUGUCCCAAGGCCCCGUGCCAUUCCAAUGCCUGAGGCUGUCCCUACUAUACCCAAGCCAAGACCUGUCCCUCAGAGUACCUACCAGGAGCCCAAAGAACAGCAGCUUCUGCAGAUGAUCAAGAGAUACAACCGUCGGACUGCUGAGGAGCUGCUGCUGAAAGCGAACAUGAAAGAGCUUCGGUGUGCCAUGCCUCGGUCGCGCAGGGAUCCACAAGCACAGGACUCCAAGAAGAAGCAGCAACAUCAAUCUGCCCCCCGCAUACGCAGGACUCCAAAGUUGACCUUCUACAAGCCUAACAAUGUCCCAGUCAAGCUGAACACAGCCACCAUCCUUCGAGAAGGGGCCUUGUACCAGCGGCAGGUGGAGAAGGAGCUGGAGAGAGUUGAUAAGCUUGUGGACGGGGCUGGGGACUUCUCUGAGUUCCUGGAGUGGCAGAAGAAGAUGCAGGCAAAGGACCUGGAGGAACAGCUGGCUGCAAGCGAGUGCCGGAGGCUGCAGGGGAAGCUGAGCCAUGAGGAGGCCAUCUUGGCCCGUCAUAACCUCAUGCAGGAAAACAAGCAGAAGGCUGACCAGAAGAAGGAAGAGACAGCUGAGCUAAUGCUGCAGUGUGCUGAGCAGCGCCAGCAACAGGAGAAGUUUGUGAAAGAGCUGGUGGAGCAGGUCAUAGAGACCCAGAAGAAUGUCAAGGUGGCCCAGAUGAAGCUUGUGAAAGGCCGGCAGCAGAUAGUUCAGGAGGUGAUAGAGGAGAGCCGGGCAUUGCGACAUCGUAGCACGGAGGCAGCCAAAGAGGAGCAGAAGCAGCGCUGUGAGCUCAUCGCCCAGCUGCGUGCGAUGGAGACACAGCCCAUGCGCAAAGAGAAGCUAGUGGACCUUACCCAGAUUCCGGGAUACGGUCUGGAAGGCGAGAUGUCUGUUGUGGAGCUUAGAGAACGGCUGGGUCUGCUCAAAGAGACCCAGAAACGAGACCAGGAGGAGAAGCGGGAUCAGAUUAUCCAGAACAAGCGAGCCCGGAAUAAAAAGCUACAGAACACAGUGGAGCAGAUCUCACUGUGCCGCGCAGCCAUGGGUAGAACUGCAGCCUUGAGGUGGGAGGAAAAGAAGGCCCAGGCCGCAAGUCUGGGGACACCCUCUCAGGAUGAGCGUGUGCUUGAGCUGCGGCGCAGAAUGGAGGAGAGGGCGGCUGAGCGCCGUAGGCAGAGAGCACAAGUGUCACCACCCCGGGCUGUGCGUCCCCAGCAGCGGGACGAGAUGCAGCACUGGCUGGAGCUGGACCAGAGUCGCGAGCGCAGACUGCGGGCAAGGCAAGAGGCAGGCGGCACCUGCCGGCCAACCCAACACCUGAAGACUGCUUGAACUCGGGGGGCGCCACGCCAACACCGCGUGCAGCCGCCCACUUGGGCCCCGCCCCUGCCCCUCGGAAUGCAUCUCUCUUCCUGCACCCCUGCCAUGAGUUCAGCCCAGACUCCCCAGCUCCAGCUUGCUUCCCCCCCUUUUUUCAUGGUUGCCCCGGAAAAGACGAGAUGUGGUGGCGCAGGAGAAACGCUAAACAACCAUCUACUUUUCCUCCGGACUGCAACCGGCUACCCAUGUUUUUAAACGCUAAACCCGGCCCUUCCCUAUUGUCUGAGCGCCCAGGUGGACGACUGGGUGCCUCCUUGACGCGGAGCCAGUGGAUCUGCCUGGGAACCCCACAGAAGUGUGGGGUUGCAAAUGAGGUCAGAUUCUUGCGCAUCGGCUAUGAAAGAGGCCCCAGUGGAUCAUCACGAAGCAACUAGACCCCACUCCUCUCCUGUGCCGCUGAGGUCCUCUGUCCUCAAAGAGUUGACUCUGGCUUAAGCUACCUGGAGGUGCCUUUCAGGACCCUCUCUCCAGCAUCAAGAGACUGAAUCCAGAAGAAUUGGAGCUCCUGGGGACAGCUGUUCAACAAGUAGCACGGCAAGUAGCACGGCAGAUCAGACGUGUUCUAAGUUUCUGGCCUUCACGCUGCCUUGUCCUGGGGAAAACUGAACUUUCAUAACAAUAUGUGUGGGACGAAUGACCACUGGUGAAGUUCAGCCUAAAGAAUAAAGCUGUAUUGUGUUGUUUGGUUCACAGGAAGAAGAUGGUGGCAAGUCUUGGGGAGGGACUAAAGCAAGGAGAAACUACUGAUGGGUAGAUGUUCAGGAGAGAAACACCACCCCCUGGCCAUCCUUCUUAGGCUUGCAGAGAAGAUAGUGCCUUAAUGUGGUAAGGCUCCAUCGUGGGGUACUUCAGACCAAGAAAGUCCCUCGGCACUGACAGGAAGAGAUUCAAGUUUCAGAGUCCUACCCCAGUGAUGUAGAACAGAAUUCCAAGGCUCUUGUACAACCCUAGACGGGGGCUCCAGAUGGGGGCUCCGGGGAGAAAAGAAUCCCCAUCUCCCUGUUGAUUUAGAGUUGGGGGCAGAUUCAAUUUGAUUUAAAUAAGAAUCACAUUUCUGCUUACACCUUUAACCCCAGCCCUCUGGGAAGCAGAGGCAGGUAGAUCUCUGUGAGUUAAGGCCAGGACAGCCAAGGCUACACAAAGAAACCCUGUAUCAAAACAAACAAAAAAAGCCAGGCAUGGUGCAGGCCUUUAAUCUCAGCACGGGAGGCAGAGGCAGAUGGAUCUCUGUGAGUUUGAGGCCAGCCUGGUCUACAAAGUGAGUCCAGGAUGCCCAAGGCAACAGAGAAACCCUGUCUCAAAAAAAAAAAAUCACAUUUCUUACGGGUUUUGUGUGAUUCAAACUCAUUUCAAAGGGGGGUGAUUUCAAGCAAGACAAAGGCAGGGUAGAUCUAGGAUGUGUUGGACAUGGAUGCUCUGUCUCCAGGCUACUAACAGUUAUCAUUUCAACAAGAGGGAGGUUACCGUUGUCGUCGUUCUAGGUCGAACCUGCUCUUGCUGGUCCAGCUCCUUCAGAGGAGCCAGUGUGCAUGGAAGCAGACACUGCGGCAAGGCCAUGGGGAGUUACCUUUCACUGUAAGAUUAGCCUCUGGCUACCCGACAAACUGGGUGGCACCAGCAGCGGUGCUUGGUUGGCAGUCGGCAAGGCCCCCUUUCCUUGCCUUGCCUUUCUGGACUGAGCCGCUGCUCAGGGACCACUCAAGAGCAUUGGGAGUGUUUGCUCCAGACAACCCGAGCCAGACAGCGGGCUUGAGACUAUGUCUCGACGUUGUGGAAGUGGAUGCUGUGUGUUGUAGAACUACGGCCAGAUGGUAACAUACCAAUAUCCGUUGUCUUGCAGCUUCUUACCUCUGGUUUUGCUGUGCCUGGUAAUUUACUCAUGUGAUUUCAGCACUUGGGAGGUAGAGGCAGGAAACGGAAUCCAGAGUAGAGACCCCCAUGGGCAACGUAGUACCUUUGAAAGCAGUCUGCCUACGUAGCACUACCUGCUUUCAGAGCGGUAGAGUGCAGGGCGUUGGCGGCAGGUGCCCUUAAUCCAAGCACUCAGGAGGCGGAGGCAGGCAAAUCUCUGUGAAUUCAAGGCCAGCCUGGUCUCCAGAGGGAGUUCCAGGACAGCUAGGACUACGUGGAGAAAAACCACACACACACACACACACACACACACACACAAAAAAAAAAAAAAAAAAAACAAACAAAAAAGAGGUAGCUGGCAGGCAGGCAGACUGGCUCAGUGGGCUAAGGUUCUUGCUGUACAAACUGACAACCUGAGAUCAAUCUCUGGAACCCAAGUUAAGGUGAAAGGAGAGAACCAAUACUACAAAGUUAUCCUAUGAUGUCUACACAUACUCCAUGGCACAUGUAACCUCGCCUGCCACACCUACCCCCAUUAAGAGAAAAAAAAUACACAGAGAUAGUUUAUCCCCUGAACAUCUUCUGAUACAUACCUGGCCUCAUAACUUUCUUUGGCCAAUACCAUCCAAAAGUGAAGUGGCAGUGUGCCAGUUUAGAAGUCAGCCAUCAAGUGGUCUUGAGGUCCUGUUUGCUUUCUCAUGUGAACAUGAUGGGAGUGCCUACUGAAAUGACAACAUGAGAAGGAGCUCCAGCUGUCCCUGAGAGUCUAUCCUAGAUCAUCCUACAACCAAUAGAUUGCAGCAGUGGGGACAGACAGAGCAAGAACCUUGCCUUUUUUGUAAAUUCAUGACUUAAAACAAAUAAA